Molecule: messenger RNA, 1524 nt
Organism: Lachancea fermentati
Lineage: Eukaryota; Fungi; Ascomycota; Saccharomycetes; Saccharomycetales; Saccharomycetaceae
Source: the annotation of a GenBank genome assembly
AUGAGUAAGCACGUAGCUUUUGAAGAUAACACUGUUGUGACAGUUUUCGGUGCAUCAGGCGAUUUGUCUAAGAAGAAGACUUUUCCAGCGUUGUUUGGGCUAUUCAGGGAAGGCUACCUACACGAUACUACAAAGAUCAUUGGGUAUGCCAGAUCGAACCUCAGUGAUGAUGACUUGAGGGAGAAAAUUAAGCCUCACCUCAAGACACGUAAUGGUAAGGAAGAUGAGGGCAAGAUCGAGCGUUUUCUGAAAAUGGUGUCAUAUAUUUCAGGGCCAUACGACGAGAACCAAGGUUAUGAAACUCUUAAAACGGAAAUUGAAAAGUUCGAAAAGGAAAAAGGCGUCAAGCAACCUCACAGACUCUUUUACUUUGCUUUACCACCCAGUGUUUUUGUCACUGUGGCCACACAGAUAAAAAAGCUGGUUUAUGCCAAGAACGGUAUUACGAGAGUGGUGGUAGAAAAGCCAUUCGGUCAUGAUCUUCAAUCUUCGAGGGAAUUGCAAGAGAAACUCUCACCACUAUUCACGGAAGAAGAACUUUUCAGAAUUGACCACUAUCUAGGUAAGGAAAUGGUCAAGAAUUUGGUGCUAUACAGAUUCGGUAAUACUUUCCUCAAUGCCGCCUGGAAUAGAGAAAAUAUUCAAAUGGUACAAAUAUCAUUCAAGGAGCCAUUUGGAACAGAGGGCCGCGGCGGUUACUUUGACCAAAUUGGUAUAAUCAGAGAUGUGAUGCAAAACCAUCUGCUGCAAAUUUUGACGCUUUUGACCAUGGAGCGUCCAGUUUCCUUUGACCCAGAAUCCAUUCGUGAUGAAAAAGUCAAGGUUUUAAAAGCAUUUGCUCCAAUUGACACCAAGGAUAUUUUGAUUGGUCAAUACGCCAAGUCUGAAGAUGGCUCGAAGCCCGGAUACUUGGAUGACGAGACUGUCAGCCCCGAAUCCAAGUGUGUCACUUUUGCUGCUCUGGGUUUUAAGAUUCACAAUGAACGCUGGGACGGCGUUCCGAUCGUUAUGCGUGCCGGAAAAGCUUUAAACGAGGGUAAAGUUGAAAUUAGAAUUCAAUUCAAGGCUGUUCCUUCAGGUAUUUUCAACGAUAUUCCUAAUAACGAGUUGGUAAUUCGAGUACAACCGAAUGAAGCAAUCUACCUGAAAUGUAACUCCAAAACUCCAGGUUUAGCCACAACAACUCAAGUUACAGAGCUAGACUUGACCUACUCCAGCCGUUACAAAGAUUAUUGGAUUCCAGAAGCGUAUGAGGCUCUAAUUAGAGAUGUUCUAAUCGGCGACCAUUCAAACUUUGUAAGAGAUGACGAGUUGGACGUUAGUUGGAAGCUAUUUACCCCACUACUUAACUAUCUGGAGGGACCAGAUGCUCCACAACCAGAGCUUUACCCUUACGGUUCUAGAGGUCCUAAGAACUUGAUCAAAUACCUGGAAGAUCACAAAUAUGUAUUUGAAAAGGAAGGGCUUUAUCAAUGGCCGAUUGCUUGCCCGGAUGACUCCAAAACAUCAUCCCCUAAGAUGUGA